Ornithodoros turicata is the source of this 3127-nucleotide messenger RNA. Its product is annotated as zinc finger protein ZFP2-like. Lineage: Eukaryota; Metazoa; Arthropoda; Arachnida; Ixodida; Argasidae. The record is from RefSeq and is a predicted model, not a curated record. The transcript has 5 exons. The coding region runs from base 118 to 1806 and encodes 562 amino acids. Gene Ontology annotation, molecular function: DNA-binding transcription factor activity, RNA polymerase II-specific; RNA polymerase II cis-regulatory region sequence-specific DNA binding. Gene Ontology annotation, biological process: regulation of transcription by RNA polymerase II.
UAACGCGUGGCUUUGUAAUGGAUCUAUACAGCUGUUCCCGCAGUUCCUGCCUUUCGUGUGGGAUAAUUAAUGACUAAUUUACAGUAAUUUACUUCUCACUAUGCGCGUGGAACAGCAAUGGCAACAGUGAAAAGAAUAUCUAUCAAGGAGGAACCCUCUAGCGCCGGCUUCCCGUUUAUGGAACACCGCGAAAACGCUGAACAACUUGCAGGAGGCAACUCGACAGAUGCCACAAUGGAUUGGGGUGCUUCUGCUCAUGGAUCUAGCUCGUCAUCAUUAUUGGGACAUUAUGGGAACUUCAGUGAGCUUACUACAAGUGGCCACCCAGUGAGUCGAGUGGGUUCCAUCGUCAUCAAGGAAGAACCUCAAGACACUGUCCUUCCCGCCGCACUGGAAGACCAUGCAAGUGGCGAAGAACUUAUUACGGGAGACUGCACAGGAUUGACACCCGCUGGAGUCAUCCCUCAGAUCAAGCAAGAACCUGAAGAUUCCUGUGACACACUCCCCUCGAACUGCAACCCUUCAAACGCAUCGAUCAAAUCCGACGGCGACGAUGACCCCAAUCUUUCCCCACACGAUGGCACGCAGCACACCGAGCGCUGCGAUAUCGACGGAGAGUCGACAGAACCCGGAGACACCGCCGUCCUGCAGUCAACGGCGCAGGAAGAAGAGCCUCUCCGCGAUCCAGGAAAGCUGCAUAAAUGUGCGCACUGUCUCGCGUCAUUUCACCAGCUCAGGAGCCUGAAGCGUCACAUGCUGACCCACACGGGAGAGAAGCCGUACAAGUGCGAGCUCUGCCCCGCGGAAUUCGGCCGGCCAACGUACCUGAAGUACCACAUGCGGAUCCACACAGGUGAGAGGCCGUACAAGUGCGAAGCGUGCGCUGCGGCAUUCUGCAAGCCCGGAAACCUGAGGAGCCACAUGCUCAUCCACAAGACCGAGAAAACGCACAAGUGCCAGAUCUGCUCCGCCGCGUUUGCUCGGUCCAACGGCCUCAAGAGGCACGUGGCGACGCACGAGAAGCCGUACAGCUGCGGCAGCUGUUCCGCCACGUUCGCCCUGUCUGCGCAGCUCCAGCGCCACAUGAUGAAGCACACGGGCGCGGAGGAGAAGAAAUACAAGUGCGAGCUCUGCCCCGCGGCGUACAGCCGGCCCGAGAGCCUCAAGUCCCACGCGUGCAAGCACACGGGGGAGAGGCCCUACGCGUGCGAGCUCUGCCCCGCGGCGUUCACCCGUACCACGUACCUCAUGUACCACAUGAGGACGCACACGGCCGAGAAGCCGUACGGGUGCCAGCUCUGCCCCGCGGCGUUCACCCGGUCGGGGGCCCUCAAGUCCCACAUGGUGACACACACGGGAGAGAAACGGCACCAGUGCCAACUCUGCCCCGCGAGGUUCGGCACUUGGGCAACCCUGAGGGCCCACGUGCGCACGCACACGGGAGACAAGCCGUACAAGUGCGAGCUCUGCCCCGCAGCGUUCAUCCAGUCCUCGGAUCUGAGGUGCCACAUGAGGACACACACGAAGGAGAAGCCGUACAAGUGCAACCUCUGUCCCUCCGCGUUUGCUCGGUCUGGGGACCUCAGGAGACACGUCGCGAGGCACAACGGAGUGAAGCGAUUAAAAUGCGAAUACUGUCCCAGCACGUUCGCUCGACCCGAGGGUCUCGAAAAGCACAUGCCGAAACAUGCGGAUAGGAUCAAAUCCACUUCGACUGGCAACAGAAUCCAGUGCAAUCCAACCAACAACUGUGUUGUGCUCUACGUGACUAAUCCGGUAAUUCCACAGCUGGUCGUGCAGAUAUAAGAGACGGAAACCUGAAUGCUACUUGCUCUGUUCAGUGCAGUGCACCAAUGGCGUCAUUAAAGUGCCACUACGGACUCGGGGAUGGGGGUGGGAGGGGAGACGGCGUUUAUUUUAUUUAGUCCAUGAAAAGAAGGUGCCUCACAGAUUCUAUACGCAAAAUUUCAAUCCCGUUUACGAACGCUGUACGUUUCUUUCAAUCUUUAAAGAUCUGCUGAGCCUCCACAAUUUUCGACGACACAAGGAGCGAGUGACGUAAUCGUAAGCCCACAAAUUGCAAUGAUGUCAUGUUCUGGAGAGGGCACUUGUCUCCUAGCAACGACGCCAGCGUCCGGGGAGGGUCACGUGGUGAAGUCACGUGACAUUGGUCGAAAGGGAGGGGAAUGGGACACAUGUCUUCUCCCUCCUCUGUGUUUUCUCGAAGGUCGGAGCGGUCGGACGAUAUGGCUCCGCUAACAGAAAGCAAAAAGUCAGCUCCCCGGAAGACGCGAAAAAGGGCAACAAUGUUGCCAGAUGACAGUCGCAUGCUUUGUCGGAGCCUAACAUGGCGUCACGGCUCUCAAAAAUAAAAACUAAUUUUCUCUAGCUUUAGCGUCACGUAGAGCCAAAAUAUUUGUCACGAAUGUAAAGUGAGACAACAAAAUAUCCGUAACGUAACUGUGGUAGGAUUCUGAAGACACAAAAUUUAGUCCGUAGUGGCACUUUAAUGUGCACCUUAGGUAUAGGCCCUAGAGUCAAAAGAGGCAUGACUCAUCCACUAAAUGGCCAAGUGCACCUCUGCUGUGUGUAACACGAAUCAAAAUUUCCUACACCAUUUCAAAAGCAAAGUCAUAGAGGCAAGAAGAUGGUGACGGAAGCAAAGUGACGUAGUGACGUGUUUUGGUGCGUGGACGCCUGCUCUGUGGUGCACGUACACCUGAAAGUGACUUGCACAAAUUUGCAAUGAUGAAUGAUGCUCAAGGUAUUCUGAGAAAUCUCUGAGAAAUUUUAUCUACGAAUUGAUCGAGCCACAUCAGGGAAACCUGCCAUCGCUUAUCACCUGUGUUAGUGCGCUCAGCAAAGUCCUUCGGUGCUUGUGCUUUUGCUCGUGUGCUUCAGUGCAAUAUUCUUCAAAGUCGUCAUCGUCCAGAAGUAGGGGCUCCUGGUGGGGACAGACAGAAUCACUCAUUUAGGGAGUGUAAGAGUCGCUACUUAACAUACCCAGUGUGUGUGCGGAAGUGAACAAUGUGAACACGACAUCCAUCCAGUUGAACUGGCAUGAUGUGUGAAUGUGAAUAGUCAAGUGCUUGCGCUUGAAGGUGAAAUAAUCAUAUGCUCAUCAAUC